This is a messenger RNA of Purpureocillium takamizusanense, 1941 nucleotides long. RefSeq lists its product as uncharacterized. NCBI's taxonomy places the organism in Eukaryota, Fungi, Ascomycota, Sordariomycetes, Hypocreales, Ophiocordycipitaceae. Gene Ontology annotation, cellular component: membrane. The record is from RefSeq and is a predicted model, not a curated record. The coding region runs from base 1 to 1941 and encodes 646 amino acids. Gene Ontology annotation, molecular function: xenobiotic transmembrane transporter activity; antiporter activity. Gene Ontology annotation, biological process: xenobiotic detoxification by transmembrane export across the plasma membrane. The transcript is spliced from 3 exons.
AUGGAUCGCGGCCGGACCAUUGCUUCGCCCAAGGGUCGCGGCAACAGGCGGUCCACCUCUCGACCGCACCAGAUGCUCUCGAGCUCGCCCUUGGCCGAGCAGGCCCUGGCCGAUGACAUCGCCGCAUGCUCCGAGGACGACGCCAACCACCCCGAGGACGACGACUUCUGCGAUCCCGGCUUCCCCACUCACGGCCACGGCAUGUAUCGACGUCCAAGCGGCGUGGCAUACGGCGGCGCCCGGCCCGUCUUCAACCAGCCCAUCGACGAGCCCAUCCUGACCCCUCUGGAGCGGAAGCAGUCACGCAACGCCGAGAGGAGCCUGCUGAGGGACAACCACGUCCUGCCGCCGAAGCAUGCCGCCGAUCCCAAGAAGAGGCCUGGUCUCGGGGCACGCAUCUACCGUCGCUUUUUCAGCACCAAGCUGCCGCCUACCGACGAAGAGGACGCCGAAGCUGCUGCUCGACGACCGACAGAGACGUCGCCACUCCUGCAUGGCGCUCACGUUCGUGAGUAUGCCCCCGACGGCGACUCUGGAUCCGCGGACGAGCGGCUCGAGGAGCAGUGGGAGGGUGCCGUUGCGUCUGGCCGGCUCCGUACCACCUGGCAGCGUGAGGCCAAGACCAUCGUGUCGUACUCGGCGCCAUUGAUCGCCACCUUCUUCCUCCAGUACUCCAUCAACGUGGCCAGCAUCUUCGCCGUCGGCCGGAUCGGCACCGUGGAGCUGGGAGCCGUGUCGCUCGCCAACAUGUCCGCCGCCGUCUCGUGUCUGGCGCCCUUCCAAGGUCUGGCCACGAGCCUGGAUACUCUCUGCGCUCAAGCCUACGGGUCUGGACACAAGCACCUCGUCGGCCUGCAAUGCCAGCGCAUGGCAACCUUCCUCCUGUGCCUCUCGGGUCCUGUGGCCGUGCUUUGGCUGUUUUCCGAGAGCAUCCUCGUCCACAUUGUGCCCGACCCCGAGUCGGCCCGGCUCGCCAGCCUCUACCUCAAGGUCAUGAUCUUCGGCAUCCCCGGCAUCAUCCUCUUCGAGACCGGUAAGCGGUUUCUGCAGGCUCAGGGCCUCUUCAGGGCCACGACGUACAUUCUGCUCGUCGCCGCGCCCAUCAACAUCUUCAUCAACUGGCUUCUGGUCUGGAGGCUAGGCCUUGGCUUCGUCGGCGCCCCCACCGCCGUAGCCAUUACCGAGAAUCUCCUGCCAGUUCUUCUGUUCCUGUACGUCAGGUUCGUGGACGGCCAGCAGUGCUGGGGAGGCUUCAGCAAGCGGGCUUUCACCAACUGGUGGGUCAUGAUUCGCCUGGCACUGCCUGGCAUGGUCAUGGUCGAGGCCGAGUGGCUGGCCUUUGAGAUUGUGACGCUCCUCUCCAGCCGCCUGGGCACCCAGUAUCUGGCGGCCCAGAGUGUGCUCGCGACCCUCACCACCAUCUCUUUUCAGAUCCCAUUCCCAAUGUCGAUUGCUGCGUCUACGCGAGUCGCCAACCUCAUUGGAGCGGGUCUGGUCGACGCGGCCAAGAUAACGGCUAGAGUGACCUUUGUCGCCGCGUGCCUCCUUGGCGUCUUCAACCUCGUUCUUUAUAGCACGCUUCGAUAUCACCUACCGAUUCUCUUCACCAACGACGACGAGGUCAUUGCCCUGGUUGCUCAAGUCCUGCCCCUUGUUGCCGUGAUGCAAGUAUUCGAUGGCCUCAGCGCCGGAGCACACGGCCUGCUGCGCGGCAUAGGCAAGCAGUCGAUUGGCGGACCCGCUAACCUCAUCGCCUACUACGUCAUCUCUCUCCCAAUUUCGCUCGGCUUGACCUUUGGCCUCGACUGGCAGCUAGAAGGCCUCUGGAGCGGUGUCACGGUUGGACUCAUCGUAGUAUCUCUGAUCGAGUACACGUACCUCCUCAGGACGGACUGGCACAAGGCCGCCGCCGAGGCCGAGGCCCGCAACCAGGCCGGCUGA